CCAGAUGGCGACUGAUCUGGAGAAUUUAUUAGGAGAGAUAGCUGGUUUGAGACAAGCCUUGUAUGGGCAGCAACACCACUUGAAAAACAGAGGACCCACAAGGGAUGCAUCGUUACCUCUCAUUAACUCAGUAGAUCCUGCAUUCAGUAAUACAGGUUACCAUGGAAACUCAAAUGUUAUGCCUCAAAGUAAUUUACAGCUACCACCAACAACAAACAUGAAUUACAUGCCCCAGCCUCUGCCUUACACUCAUCAACAGUCUAUACUGCCACCAACACAGAUUCAGGGUACCCCAGGACCCAUAUUUCAACCGUCCGUUUCAUUUGCACCUUUGGACCAAAGUCAGGUGCCAACCAUGCAACCACAUAUGCAAGGCAGUGCUCCAGUACAGCCUACCAUAGUACCAGCCACACUGUCUGGUGUAUCAUCUCAAAGUAAUACUAUACACAUGGAAGGUGUUGCUGGUGAACAAACAAUAUUUCAACCACAAGUGCAGCAUGGUCAUGCUUCUCAAGGGGAACAUCCAGGGAGAAUGCUAGGCAGUACCUUGUAUAAGGGCAGAAGGGGCAAGUUGAGACACGUUGAAGGACAAGUGGAAGGAUUAUUUUGCAAUGUUCCAGAGCACCAUGAUUUAGAGGAUGAGAUCGACAAACUUCACAAGCAACUCGACAACCUGAAGAGAUUUACUUUAAAGGUAUGAUGCCCA
Lytechinus pictus (painted urchin) is the source of this 706-nucleotide messenger RNA. RefSeq lists its product as uncharacterized. The transcript is spliced from 3 exons. The coding region runs from base 5 to 700 and encodes 231 amino acids. The record is from RefSeq and is a predicted model, not a curated record. Lineage: Eukaryota; Metazoa; Echinodermata; Echinoidea; Temnopleuroida; Toxopneustidae.